This is a messenger RNA of Theobroma umbraticum, 529 nucleotides long. The record is from RefSeq and is a predicted model, not a curated record. NCBI's taxonomy places the organism in Eukaryota, Viridiplantae, Streptophyta, Magnoliopsida, Malvales, Malvaceae.
UUAUUACUUUAUGAUUUUUGUUGCUUCUCAUUUUCAAUUAGAUUUGAUAUAGAAGAAGGUAUGAUAGAUCACAUUUUCCCUAAACUACAACUUUUGGAGCUCUUAGAACUUCCCAAUCUCACGAGAUUCUGCCAUGGAAGUUACGGUGAAUUUCCCUUAUUGAAAGAUCUUAUUAUAGGGAAUUGUCCUACGUUUGAGACUUUCAUCUCCAAAUAUGUCCCUUUGAAGUGGCCAUCAUUAAAGAGAAUGGACUUAUAUGGGUGUGACAAGGUGGAGAUAUUUUCUUCAGAAAAUCUUUUGAGCUUUGGAGAAUCAACAAAUCAACAUCCCUUAUUUUGGGUCAAUGAGGUCACAUUCCCCAAUCUGGAAAGACUAACAUUGGAGCAGAAUGGCAUUAUGAAAGAGAUAUGGCAUGGACAACUUAAAAGCAGAGGGUGAUAAAGUGAAAGGACGCGUUGUUUUUACCCGACUCAAGUAUUUGAAACUAAGCAAUCUACCAACUCUGACUAGUUUCUGCUUAGCAUGCCAA